AUGGAUGAUUCCUCUCAUGGUAUAGUUCUUUUGCAGAUAGUUUCAGGUCUUGUCCUUAGUCCACCAAUAUCUCGUCAUCGGUUACACGAAUUUAUAAGAGGUAAACCUGUUCGUUUCGGAUACAAGGACUGGAUGUUGUGUAGCUCGGAUGGAUUUUGUUAUUCAUUCGAUACCUAUUGUGGAGCUAAACCGUCAUCUGUUCAAGCACCAACUAAAAUUAAAACUUCGCUUCCACUAGGUUCACGAGUGGUCCUUGUUUUUGCGAAAAUAAUUGAUGCCCCAAGUGAUCAUGUCCUAUUUUUCGACAAUUAUUUUGCAAGCCAUGAUCUUUUAAAUGCACUUAGAAAGAUUGGAAUACGAGCUACUGGAACUGUACAUGACAAUCGUACAAAGAAAUGUCCUCUUGUACCCGUCAAGACAAUAAAAAAAAAGAGAAGACCAUGGAAUGAUAAUAGUGCAGUAACGAUGGCUACAAACUAUGAUUCAGUCGAACCUUUAGCACAAAUAAAGAGAUGGUCUUCGAAAAGGAAGGAGAAAAUGCCAGUGCCUCAACCGCAACUUUUUAAAAACUACAACUACCGCAUGGGCGGUGUUGAUCUGUUGGACCAAGGAGUCAAUAAUUACAGAAUUGCAAUCCACGGUUAA
This is a messenger RNA of Diorhabda carinulata, 645 nucleotides long. Its product is annotated as piggyBac transposable element-derived protein 3-like. The record is from RefSeq and is a predicted model, not a curated record. Lineage: Eukaryota; Metazoa; Arthropoda; Insecta; Coleoptera; Chrysomelidae. The transcript has 3 exons. Bases 1 to 645 code for a protein of 214 amino acids.